This is a messenger RNA of Nicotiana attenuata, 1053 nucleotides long. RefSeq lists its product as uncharacterized. Lineage: Eukaryota; Viridiplantae; Streptophyta; Magnoliopsida; Solanales; Solanaceae. The record is from RefSeq and is a predicted model, not a curated record. The transcript is spliced from 8 exons. Gene Ontology annotation, biological process: DNA integration. The annotation marks the transcript as partial. Gene Ontology annotation, molecular function: nucleic acid binding.
AUGGUGGAUUUCGAUGUGAUCAUGGAAUCAGAACCACCAGCUCUUCAGUCUGUGCCAGUUGUUAGAGAAUUUCCAGAAGUUUUCCCAGAUCACCCUCCCGGACUUCCUCCUGAAAGAAUCAUAGACUUUGGCAUCGAUCUCAUGCCAGCUGCAUUCAUGGACCUCAUGAACAGAGUUUCCAAGCCAUUCCUUGAUACCUUUAUUAUCGUGUUUGUAGACGAUAUUUUGGUAUACUCUAAGAGCAAGGAUGAGCAUGCAGAACACCUCAGGAUAGCCUUGCAGACCUUGAAGGAGAAUUCAGUGGAAUUCUUAGGCCACGUGGUAUCUAGUGAAGGCACAAAAGUAGACCCUCAUAAGACAGAAGCAGUCAAGAACUGGCCAAGGCCGACAACACCAACCAAAAUCAGAAGUUUCUUGGGGUUAGCUAUAGAAGAGUUUUCAAGAGUUAAAGAAGAGAUUGACCACUGCACCUAUGUUAAUCUUGCGGACAGAUUGGAUGAGACUGAGGAAGGAGGUAUAACUGCUUAUGCCUUAGCGCAAUCCUCUCUUGUUGCGCAUGUUAAGGCUAUGCAAGACGAAGAUCCACCGACUGACAAAGUCCGCGCAUUUUCUACCAGUAAAGAUGAGAGAUUCCGCAGAGAAGUAUUUCAGAAAAGAUUAGGUACCAAGAUCAAUUUGAGCAUCGCUUUCCAUCCACAAACUGAUGACCAGGCAAAAAGGACCAUUCUAACUCUCGAAGAUAUGUUGCGAGCAUGUGUUAUAGAUUUUGGAGGUAAUUGGAAUGAUCACUUUCCACUUAUAGAAUUUGCUUACAAUAACAGCUAUCAGGCCAGCAUUGAUAUGGCUCCUUAUGAAGUGUUGUACGGGCGAAGAUGUAGGUCUCUAGUGGGUUGGUUUGAACUAGCAGAGGUAUCGUUGAUCGGUCCAGAGCUUGUUUGUGAGGCCUUAGAGAAAGUUCAGCUAAUUAGAGAAAGACUAAAAGCGGCUCAGAGUCGUCAAAAGUCCUAUUAUGACAAGUGGCAUCGUGACUUAGAGUUAAUGCUUGGUGACAAG